AAGAACUUCCCUCCAAUCUUCGAAAGCCCAAACCUUCGAUCUUCGUUAAGCCGAAAGACUGAUCUAGCCUAUCCAUGCCGUCACUAGUGCCCAAAUUAGCACAAGUGCUAUGGCUGGCCUCAGCGCUCGCAGCAAUUCACCCCGUUGUUGGAGCGCUGCCGCAGCCAAGUAGCAACUGCCAGAGAAGAUGUGGCCAACUCGAGAUCCCCUACCCGUUUGGCAUCGGAUCAGGCGACUCGCCUGACCACUGUGCCAUGCCUGGCUUCUACCUGAACUGCAGCGACUUCAGGACAUUUCUUGGUAAUGUCGAGGUGCUUAACAUCUCGAUACAAAACAGCACUGCACGGAUGAGGGUGACCAUGGCCUCAUCUUGCUACAACACCUCCACUAAGGACAUGGACUACGACGCUCGGGCGUUGAACCUUACAGGUACACCCUACAGGCUCUCCGACACGGCGAACAAGUUCACGGUUGUUGGGUGCAGAACAUUGGCAUACAUUGCUGAUCAGGACAACGUGGGAAAGUACGCGAGCGGCUGCGUGUCCAUAUGCAGGCGAGGUGAUGUGAGCAUCCUCACCGAUGGCUCAUGCUCUGGAAUUGGCUGCUGCCAGACAGCCAUCCCCAAGGGGCUACAAUACUACAAAGUGUGGUUCGCACGACGCUUCAACACAUCCCAGAUCUACAACAUCAGCCGCUGCAGCUACGCGGCGCUGGUCGAGGCAUCCAACUUUACAUUCUCCACAAGGUAUGCUACAUCGUCGGCGUUCUAUGACACUUAUGGCAGGAAGCCGCCGUUAGUGGUGGACUGGGCUAUCGGAAAUGGAACGUGUGAGGAAGCCCGUAACAAGCCUGGAUCCUAUGCUUGUGUCAGCAGCAACAGCCAGUGCUUCAAUUCCACAAACGGGCAAGGCUACGUCUGCAAUUGCUCCAAAGGGUUCCAAGGCAAUCCAUACCUUGUCGACGGAUGCCAAGAUGUUGAUGAGUGCAAGGAUCUGGAAACCAACCCUUGCUCUGUGAAGGAAGCUUGCAAGAAUACUCAUGGUGGAUUUGAAUGUACUUGUCCUCGACAGUCCCCAAAAGGCAACGCCUACAACGGGACAUGUGAGAAAGACCAAUCAAUUCCACUUACAGUCACAAUUCCAAUAGGAAUUUUUGGCUGUCUUUUGGUUGGUCUUUUACUUUUCCUUAUUAAAGAAUGGAUCAAGCACAAACGACGAAUAAUCAGGCACGAAUACCUAAAGAAAAUGAACGAAUGUUUUCAACAGAACGGUGGCCAACUUCUAAUGGAUAUGAUGAAAGUAGAGAGUAACAAUUUAUUUCAGUUGUAUGACCGGGAAGAAAUUGAGGUGGCCACAAACAACUUCGACAACAGAUCAAUCAUUGGAGAAGGUGGUCAGGGAACCGUUUAUAUAGGGCAAAAUCUUGAUGCACAAAACAAUCCUGUUGCAAUCAAGAUCUGCAAGGGAUUCGAUGAGAGUAGGAGAAGGGAAUUUGGUCAGGAGCUGCUUAUACUUUCUCGAGUAAAACAUGAAAACAUUGUCCAGCUUCUGGGUUGCAGCUUGCAGUUUGAAGCUCCAGUUCUGGUGUACGAAUAUGUGCCGAAUCAAACCCUGCACUACCUGAUCCAUAGACAAGAUGAUGCAUCCAUCAGAACUCUGGAAAUCCGUCUUAAAAUUGCCACUGAAAUUGCUACUGCACUAGCAUACCUACAUUCACUUAGUCACCCUAUCUUCCAUGGAGAUAUCAAAUCUGUCAACAUUCUUAUAGGCCACAAUCUCUCCGCUAAACUUUCUGAUUUCGGAUGCUCAAUGAUUAGGUCUGCUGAUGACAAUGUUCAAGUAGUGAAGGGGACAAUGGGCUACUUAGAUCCAGAGUACCUUUUGAACUUUGAGCUUACUGAUAAGAGUGAUGUUUACAGUUUUGGUGUUGUUCUUUUGGAGCUCCUAACACGUAGGACGGCACUGUCCGAAACAAAGGAGAGCCUCGUGUCUGUCUUCACGGAAGCCAUGAAGGAGGGCAAGCUUGUGGAGCUUAUAGAUACGGAGUUAGCCAACCAAGAAAACAUGGAUUUAUUACAUCAAAUGGCUGCAUUAGCAAGAGAAUGCUUGGCCAUGACUGGUCAACAUCGACCAAUGAUGAGCCAGGUAGCCGAGGAACUCCAACGAUUGGCAGGCCCAGUGCCACAGCGCACUCGACUGUUUCAUGGUGUUAACGCACUCAUGUUGCAGGGACGGUCGUUUAACAAUGCAGCAGGUGACUAUACUACUGAAGAAAGUACAGAUUACUACAACCUCCAGGAGAAAGCCUCCAUGAGCACAGAGUUUGCACGAUGAAA
Molecule: messenger RNA, 2335 nt
Organism: Setaria italica (foxtail millet)
Lineage: Eukaryota; Viridiplantae; Streptophyta; Magnoliopsida; Poales; Poaceae
Product: wall-associated receptor kinase 2
Exons: 3
Coding region: 75-2333 (752 amino acids)
Biological process (GO): protein phosphorylation; cell surface receptor signaling pathway
Cellular component (GO): plasma membrane
Molecular function (GO): polysaccharide binding; protein serine/threonine kinase activity; ATP binding
Source: RefSeq, a predicted model, not a curated record